This is a messenger RNA of Phytophthora sojae, 489 nucleotides long. RefSeq lists its product as hypothetical. NCBI's taxonomy places the organism in Eukaryota, Oomycota, Peronosporomycetes, Peronosporales, Peronosporaceae. Bases 1 to 489 code for a protein of 162 amino acids. The transcript has a single exon. The record is from RefSeq and is a predicted model, not a curated record.
AUGGCCCUAGUCAACGCCUACAUCGUCUACAAAAAACUAUGUGAGAGAAAGCCCCACAAGGACUCGCACUUCAACUUCUUGGCAAAGCUUCACAAGGAUUUAAUCGAACACACAGAAGCCUGCUUUACGCACUCAAGAGCAGCGCCAAACGUGGCAGCAGAGACUCCGAGCGUCGUGCAGGGUGAACACGAGCUCACGCAGACCACUGACUACCGCAUGAACAAUGGUGUUCAGCGCCUCCGCCAAAGACAGUGUAAGGUAUGCUCCUGCUACAAGCCUGAAGGAAAGAAGCGGGGAGGAACGUCUUCCUACUACUGCGCCCCGUGCUCACAAGGAAAGAAAGGACCCAUCACGCUUUGCAACAAGGAGCGUGGUCACCCCAACAAUGAAGGUCUCACCUGUACUCAGAUCUGGCACCUCGUGUGGCAAAACGGUGAGUUUGCACCCAAGACAAACCACAUCCGCGACCGUGCAGUAGCGAAGGAGUAA